GCCCCGCUCGCGGGCAGAGCGGGCGGCGCGGCCGAGCGGGCCAUGGCGGAGAGCUCAGACUGGGUGGAGAUCAUCGAGCCCCGCUCCCAGGAGCGGAUGUACGUCAACCUGACCACCGGCGAGUGUGGCUGGGAGCCCCCUCCCAACCUGAAGGUGCGCCAGUCGGACCAGAAGCAGUGGUGGGAGCUCUUCGACCAGAACAACAACCGCUUCUACUACUACAAUGCCAUCACACGUCAGACGGUGUGGCACCGGCCCCAGGGCUGCGACAUUGUGCCCUUGGCGCAGCUCCAGGCCAUGAAGCGCAGCUCCCAGCCGGACUGCCGGGGCCAGCAGCACCGGGGCAGCACCGGCAGUGACGGCAGAAGCACCCCCAUCCAAAUAGCCCUCCUACAGGAGAUGGAGAAGGGUAAGGGGGACUGUGCUGCGGAGAAGAGGAAAGACCCUGGCAGGGAGACUCCUACCCACUGGCAGCCUCUGCCAGGCACGAAAGCAGCCAUGUUGGUCAAAGUGAACAGUUUGAGGCAGAUGCAGAGCUCUUCAAACAGUUCGCUUCAGCUGCAGAGUGCUCCAGAGGCCAACAGCCAAAAAUCUCUUCCGAAACCAGCCAUAUAUGCUCAGCCUCAAUCCACAUCCCAGAGCCCUGGAGCCACAAAGCAAAUCCCUACAGGAGAAACAAAGCAGUCUAUGCAGAUCAAAAAGACAGAGAAUGGUGGGUUUUGCCUAGUGCUGAUGAAUGGUCCAACUUCUCAAACACCUCCAAGGAGCCAGUCAGGAACCCCCCAGCCUGCAUCCCCCAAGUAUGCCUCCCCUGCACCUAUAUACGAUGAGCCAUCUUUAGAGUCCCCAAUUUAUGAUGAGCCACCAGUAGAUAUGGACACUGAAAGCGUCAGUAUGAGUGGGAUGUCUCCACCAAGGUCGCCAAGCAAUAGCUUAAAAAAGCAGCUGCAACCAACCAAAUUAUUGCAGCAUCCUGGUCUGCAGCAGCAGCAGCAGCAAGCUGCAAAGAAGCAUGCAAGAAAUCCCUCUUCCACUGAAUACAGCCCGGCUGGCAGAGAAUACAUAAAACACAUGGUCAACGUUGACCAGUCUUCCAAACUCUGCCACUCUUCUGCUGCAACAGCUGAUGCCUCUACUAAACUGCCUGGUCCGCUUACUUCAAAGGACAGCUUCAAGCAGUCUUGGAGGAUCUUGGAAGCCAACGUCCUCAAGAACAUGGAAGCCCACCACAGUCGGCAGAACAGCCUGCAAACUCCAGAGUACCCAACCGGUAUAAGCCAUCAGGAUUCUGGUUAUUCGACUGGCCCUUCUCCAAGCUUGAGAAAAAGGAAAGGACGGAGGCAAGGGACAGGUCAAGGAAGACCUGGCUCUGUGGGCAGCAGCAGCGAGCUCGCGGCUUUGAAUGAUAAGCUGAUUGCCGAGAUGCGUGCUGUGGUGGGCAGGUCAGCAGCUUGCAGGGGAAGCAAAGCCAGCCUCGAUGCUGAAAGUCUGGAGAGUGGCAUCCCGGCAGAGAGCAGCAAAGUCAGAUUUCAGUCCGACCACUUGAAAAAAUGCAUCAGCCGAAGCUCAAGGGAUGAUGUCUCAGCUAGUAAUAGGUCUCUGUAUAGACAGGGCCUGGAGAGCAGGGGCAGCUUUCCCAGCGAUGUGGCUGCUCCACAGGACACAGUGAGGCAGAAGAGGACUUUUGAGAAAAUAGAUUCUUUAGAAAAGAAUGUGACCAGCCAGACAAGUUUGGCUUCAUCAGAUGCUACACGCCACUCCUCCCAGCCUGGGACGAUAGAGUUGGACCCCAAGCAGGAGAGCAGCGGCCAGCCUGGCAGCUGCGUAGGAUAUCAUUUCCCUUACAAUACUCUACGGAAGCCCAUCUCUCAGAGCAGCAUGGCAGACUGGGCUUCUAAAAACCUGAACAUGCACACGCAAGGCAUCUUCCGCCGACGGAUCUCCAUCUCCAACAUGCUGUCCUGGAAUGGCGGCUCUAUCAAAAAGCCAAUGCUCAUCACUAGCAACCGCACCAUCAAAAAAGAGGCGUGUGAGAUGUUCAAACUGGUGCAGAGCUACAUGGGAGAUCGUCAGACUCGCAUGGACCGGAAUCACGUGGCAUUGGUCACGGUCACCAAGUGCUGGAGCAUGCAAGGUUUACGGGAUGAGCUCUACAUACAACUGAUCCGGCAGACAACGGAUAAUACAUGCUACCGAAGUCUGGCGUGGGGCUGGGAACUGAUGGCCAUCAGUCUGGCCUUUUUCUCUCCAUCACCCAAGUUUCAGUCUUAUCUGGAAGGUUACAUUUAUCGCCACCUUGACAGUGAUGAAAACAUUGCCCAGCGCAUCAAGGAGCUUGUGGAUCUGAAAAACAAGAAGAACUCAAAAUCCAGGAAAAAGAGGAAACAAAACACCGAGGAUGAAGGUCUGCCCAUCAGCACCUACGCCAAAUACUGCUACCGGAAACUCCAGAAAGUAGCCAUCACUGGAGGCAAAAAGGGCCUCCGUAAACCGACAGUGGAAGAGAUAACACAUGCCAGGAAUGCCAUCGUGACGCCAUCGCUCUUCGGCAGCUCUCUGGAGGAAAUCAUGCUGCGGCAGCAGGACAUGUACCCGGGUAACAAGCUGCCCUGGGUGCAGACGCAACUAUCGCAGCAGGUCCUGGCUUUGGGAGGAGAACAGACGGAGGGAAUUUUCAGGAUACCUGGUGACAUAGAUGAAGUCAAUGCCUUGAAGUUGCAGGUGGAUCAGUGGAGAAUCCCAAGCAGCCUCAGUGACCCCAACAUCCCAGCCUCCCUUCUCAAGCUCUGGUAUCGGGAGCUGGAGGAGCCUGUGAUCCCCCAGCAGUUCUACAAAGAGUGCAUCAGCAACUAUGAGAACCCCGACGCUGCCGUGGCUGUGGUGCAGCUUUUGCCGGAGCUCAACAGACUGGUGCUGUGUUACCUCAUACACUUCCUGCAGAUCUUUGCUCAGCCAUCAAAUGUGGGCAGAACGAAGAUGGAUGUGAAUAACCUGGCCAUGGUGAUGGCCCCCAACUGCCUGCGCUGCCAGUCUGACGACCCUCGCAUUAUCUUUGAGAACACGCGCAAAGAAAUGUCCUUUCUUCGCAUGCUGAUAGUGCACUUGGACACGAGCUUCAUCAAAGGGCUGGUUUGAGCCACUGGCCCUGGGGUCUAAAACAUUGUUCUGGGGAGUCGCUGGGUGCCCGAAGUCUUCUCCCCUCCACCUAGGUUUCUUGCAUUGUCCUUGCUGUUGUCACACCCUGGGUUAGCCCCUGAGCAUCUCCCGGCAUAUGACCUCGAGGACAAGGACUAGACACUCCUGGAAGGCUCGGGCUGUUCAGCACCAGGAAGUCCUUGGACAUGCCAGGCCAGAUUCAGUGGUUCCCGGCCUUCCAGUCUGUGUCAGAGGGGGGCAUCCCUCCUCCUUGGAGCUGCAGGACCGGUUGCUCAUUGAAAGGGCUGUGACAUCCGUGAGAAACUGCUGCCUGGGGCAGUGAGACUCUCCAUCUCCCUUCUGGAGGCAGAGUUGGCUUCAGAUAGGAGGACAUCACUCCUGUGUUGUGGCAUGAGCUGGUCCUGGGGGAGAUGCUGCCUCAUUGGGGAUAAUCCCACUGCUAUGGAGCCAGCCUGGUUCACCUCUGCAGACUGUUGGUUGGAGGCGUGAGGGUUGUUCUGACACCCCACGAUGCUGUGGGUAGAGGGGUGUGAAGGUGCGGGGAGUUUGCUGAGGCAGAGGGGUUCCUUGGACUGGCCUGGUCAGUGGAAGCACAUUGCAGCCCAGGGAGAGGAGGUGUUUGAGCCUGUGCUGCUGGUGGCUGGAUAGGCAGACAUCCCACAGCUGGGAGCCCUGGCAGGCCAGAUCCGCACAGCAUCCACCUCACCUUCUCCUUUAGGCAGCUUCAGAGCUGCACAGCAGCAUGUGGUCAGCAUGGGGGACCAGCCCUGUGCUGAGCUAAACCAGCACCCACCCAUGCCAUGGGGCCAGGGACAAGAGGAAGACUACACACCUGACAACAAACAGAGAAACAACCUCUUUGGCAUCCUCCUAAGGGUGGCCAUAUCCUCUGGAGGGGUAACCCCAGUGGCCUUGCAGCUCCUUUCUGCUACGGGCAGGGUGAGCUGACACCGGCUUUCCUGAAGAGCAUCUGAGACCGUGCUCAGAGCAGCCUCCAUGGCUCUGGCACCCCCCCUUCCUGGUACCACGUCCUUCCCAGACUGCUCUGCCAGGGACUGAAUACCAGUUUUGCCAACCCUCCUGGUUCAGCCCAGGUCUAAAGAAAGCUGGGAAGGCCCCCAACAGUAAGAAGGGCUCCUGCACUCAGAUGUGCCCUUCCAGGCAGAGCAGCAGCAUUGCUGCGUGUUCGUGAAAUGCUGAUACUUACUGCCUGGAGUCAACUGUGGCAUCUAUGCUCUUCCCACCAAAUUCCCACGGGAGUUGCAGAGGGGUUGGGAAGGGAAGGGGGAGGAAGGGAAGAGGCAGAUCUGAGCGGCUGAGGUGUGGUGGAGCCUGCGUGGGGGUGGUGUCAGGCGGGCAGUUCAGCGUUCUCACUGCUGCUGUUAAACCCCUGUGGCUUUCUGCAUGCCACCAGAAGUGAGGCACAGCAAGGACAGUGUCUUUCAGAGGCAGCGCAUGGAUUUCCCCGCAGCCUCUGGAUACUGUUGCAUGUUCCUUAGCAAGCAGCAAUUUCUAAUUCUGUGGCAUCCUGGUGUUACUCUUCUCUUCCUUUGAAGUGUUUGCUGGAGGCAGGUCUGCUGCAAAAAGCUGCAUAUUGGGAUUACUCAUGCAAUGCUAAGUCUGCCGGUAGCAUCCAAUUUUGCAUUUGCAUUUCUGCAUCCCCCCUCCCUUUCAAGUGGGAACCUGGGAUCAUCCUCUCCUGAUUGCAGUGGGGAGCCGAGCCCAGCCAGCAGUGAGGUUUAAAGCUGAUGUCUGCAUCUGUACCAAAAGUUUGGGCAUAAGGUGCCCCGAGCCUGCUGGCUGCUAGGAUCUCUUGAUGUGCGUGAACGGGGUUUCCAGGGCACACGUUUGCUUGGGUGAACUCCACAGCGGGAGUUCAGUUUGCGCCCAGCUGAACAAGGGUCGUGGUUCCUCUCCUUGUACCAGAUGCUUCUGUGGUCCAGCAGGCCAGGAAAUCUUGCUCCCAUGUCAGGAUUAGCUCUGUCAAACAUGCCCCCCAAAACGUGCCAGGAUCUGUUUCACACACCCAUCCCAUCCAUCCCAUCCCAUCCCAUCCCAUCCCAUCC
Gymnogyps californianus (California condor) is the source of this 5222-nucleotide messenger RNA. Its product is annotated as rho GTPase-activating protein 39-like. The transcript is spliced from 10 exons. The record is from RefSeq and is a predicted model, not a curated record. Gene Ontology annotation, molecular function: GTPase activator activity; protein binding. Bases 43 to 3135 code for a protein of 1030 amino acids. Gene Ontology annotation, biological process: signal transduction. Gene Ontology annotation, cellular component: cytoskeleton; cytoplasm. NCBI's taxonomy places the organism in Eukaryota, Metazoa, Chordata, Aves, Accipitriformes, Cathartidae.